This is a messenger RNA of Neolamprologus brichardi, 2931 nucleotides long. The record is from RefSeq and is a predicted model, not a curated record. Lineage: Eukaryota; Metazoa; Chordata; Actinopteri; Cichliformes; Cichlidae.
GCGUCAGGUGCUGCAGGUGCUGCAGGUGCUGCAGGUGCGCUCACCUUUGACCCCGAUGCUAAAACAGAAGCUGUCGGUCUGGAUUCAAAGUGAUUUUAGUGCUUUUGAAGGCUGCGGGUCUAAAACGUGUCUGCGCCUCUGCAAACCUUCACCGAUGGGUGACCCUCCCCCGGCGUCUCGCGCUCUGAUUGGUGGAGCUGCUGCAGGGCUGUUUACGGCCCUGUUAUUGUUCCCAGCUGUGAAACACACCAUCAGUGUUUCUGCUCGCUCAUUGUUGUGUAACUUGUUAUUGAGUUUGAGAGACGUUUCAGUCCUAACGAAGCUUCGCAGACGUCCUGACUUCCUGUCAGAGUCCAGACUUUCUGCAGGUCUCACAGUCUGAGUCUCACAGACGGGUCAUUUAAUCAAUAUUUUGUUGGUAAAACUUAUUUAUUAUUGUUUACUUUUUGUGCUUCUGUGCAUUGAGCUGAUUUAGCUCCAGAAUAAAGUGCAUCAUUUUACGUUUUCUUUAGAUUGAGAGAAUUAAACAUUUUUAUCAUUAAAUAUCUUCUUUUAGCCCAAAUAAACACUGACUUUAUGAGAGAGAAACACUGCUGACAACUAGUUUUCAGAAGUUUAAUUAUUUGAAGGACUUUUUAAGGAAAAACAACAAAUCACAGCAGUUUGCAGGAACACUGGACCAGGUGACCACAGUUGUUGAUGCUGACUCACGUUUCCUUUUUUCAGCCCCGUUUUGAAGGAAAUGCACCAAAUUUAUAUAACUGAAUGCUUUUUAUUUUUCACAGUCAUUUUACGAGUGGAGCUCUUAUUUUGAAAGGCUCUGUGCAGCAGCUGAUGAUUAAUCGGUCACUUGUGAAAAAGCAUCCAUGCAUGCAUUUAGAGUGAAGUGGUUAAACGUCCGUCCGCGUCUCCAGCAGGGAGCAUGUGCGACCAGAGAAAGAUCCACGUCUUCCUCGGGGCUCCUCCGCCCGCCCGCAGCCCAGCCUCAGAGCCCGGAGCCGGGUUAGAGGAAGGCGAUCGUGCUCCUGCUCGCUGGAGACACCUGGAGCUCACCUGGAGGGACGGGCAGCUCAGACCUGCAGGUGAUCCUGGAAAUGAGAGCGGAGAGGCGAGUGUACACCAUGAUCCCACAAUCACUGAAGGCGAUCGGACAGGAAACAGAGACGCACAGGAAGGAGAGACAGGAAGUCUGAAGGAGGAUCUGUUUCAGGAGUCAGACGCCGGACGGGACGAUCAGCCAUCAGCUUCGGUCCACGAGUACCUGGACCGCUGUUUCCCUGCCGCCCAACCGGAUCAUCGAAAACCUAAACAACCGCCAGCCGCCGCACCUCUUUCCUCACAGACUCAUUACCUCGCCACCUGGACUCUGAGCCAGGCGUUGAUCCUGAGACGCAGUGUCCAAUCAGCAUCCAGCCCAGAGAAAACCCCGCCCAAACACACCCAAACUAACGCAGUGAAGUCGGGGCCGUCGGCGGGCGCCUCUGUGCCUUUAGCGUCUAUUGUAGUGACAGACCAAUCUGGCGUUGAGAUGAAGGUGGUGCUAUGGCGGCGGGCUGCAUUCUGGGCGUUGACUGUAGGUCCUGGAGACGCUCUGCUCAUCACAGCGCUGCAGGUGAACGAGGACAGGUGGAGAGGCGAGACGGUGCUGCAGUCGACCUUCAGCAGCAAACUGCUCAACGUGGGACAGAUCACUUCCUCCUCUUCACCACCAGUUUCCCAGCAGGUUAAUGCUCGCUCUCUCAGGUGUCUGUGCAGCUUUCUCCGAGAGCGCCGCCCCCUCUUGGUGUCUCUGCCACGCCGCCCCCCUCAAGACCUGAACCGCCUCCCCUACGCCACCCUGAGGUCACUGAGGGCAAACGCACUGGUCCACGCCCUGCUGCGAGUCACGCAUACACACAUCAGCCCAGAGUGGCGUGCUGAGGCGGAGUCUCGCAGCAGGUCGGCGGUUCAGCUGAAUGCUGUCCUGACUGUGGAGCAGCCGGAGGACCAGCAGGGGGCGGUGUUACUGUGGGGAGCAGCUGUGGACUGGCUGCCUCGCUUCAGCAGAGACAAAGGGGCUGUUUGGGACUUCCGUGUCCUCCUGGUAAGGCAGGGUCUGACCUCUGACCUUCUGGAGCUGCACUCCACCCCCUGGAGCACCAUUCAGACCGUGGACCCGACUGACCGCCGAGUGCAGGACUUCCUCCGGACACGACGGUGCCAGAAAGGAAACAGCGGCACUCCGGAGCUGGACUUGGACACGCUGCUGUCGCAGAAGUACAGCGGUGACGCGGAGCUCGGAGUCCAGGUCAUCACCUUCUGCUUUCAGGAUGCGCCGGCUUCCCAGAAUGCACCUCAGCCCGUCCUGGACGGCUCCACGUCACGGGAAGGCAUCACGGCGGCGCUGAGCGGUGACAUCACUUACACCGGCUGUGGGCGCUGCUCUGCAGAGCUCGACACAGACGCCAACGACAUCUACAGGCCGUGUUACCCCUGCCUGCCCCACACCGCUGUACGCCGCUACUACAGACCAGGUGUGCUGACAGUGAGUGGGCGGGGCUCCAUCCAGGUGUGUGUUCAGGUACCUCCUGAUCCUCUGCAGAAGAUCCUCAAGGCUCCGCCCGAUAAACUCCAUCGUAGCUCAGCUCCGGGGUCGGAGGUGAAACACAUCCAGGUGGCAGCAGAGAGGAUCCACACCCUCCUCUCCCUCCCGAGGAAGACCUUCAUCGCCACCAUCAGAAGCAACUUCCUGUGCGAUGAGAACAGCAUCCCCAUCAGUCAGGACUUCACGCUGCUGGACCUUCAGUUCCUCCCUGAACCCCGCUGACCUCACAGUGACUGCACACCUGAUGGCAGCUUUGGGAUCUGUCCUGAGGACAGGUGUGACAUAAGUAAAGAACAGGGCGGGGCUUAUCAGAGGUCAAAGGUCAAUAAAAACUCAUUUUCAAUGUU